Messenger RNA from Cucurbita maxima (winter squash), 803 nucleotides. RefSeq names its product short-chain dehydrogenase reductase 3b-like. The transcript has 2 exons. The record is from RefSeq and is a predicted model, not a curated record. The annotation marks the transcript as partial. NCBI's taxonomy places the organism in Eukaryota, Viridiplantae, Streptophyta, Magnoliopsida, Cucurbitales, Cucurbitaceae.
UGCAGGCGGCCGCAUGGGAAGGUGGCUCUCAUAACAGGAGCCGCCAGCGGCAUCGGCGAGGAGACGGCGAGACUAUUUGCAGCCAAUGACGCUUUUGUUGUCGUAGCCGACAUCGACGACGAACUGGGUAGGAAGGUGGCUGCCUCCAUCGGCAUCGACCAAGCCAGCUUUCACCAUUGUGAUGUGAGAGACGAGAAGCAAGUUGAAGAAACGGUGAGCUACACUGUUGAAAAACAUGGCCGCCUCGACAUUCUCUUCAGCAAUGCUGGCAUCGUGAGCUCUCUCGCUUCAAUUCUAUCGCUUGACAUCUCUAAUUUCGACAACGUUUUUGCAACCAACGUCCAUGGAGUGGUUGGGAAGAUCAUGCACAGCGCACGAGCAAUGGUGGAGAAAAACAUACGUGGGUCGAUCAUUUGCAUGGCGAGUGUGGCAGUGAUGGUUGGAGGGAUAGGGUCGAUAGCGUACACAAGCUCGAAGCAUGCAGUGUUGGGGGUGGUUAGGUCGAGUAGCUUGGAGCUCGGGGCAUAUGGGAUUAGAGUGAACUGUGUGCCUCCACAUGGGGUGGCAACGCCGCUGGCUCGCCGGACUUUGAAUAUGGAAGGGAGUAAGAUUGAAGAGCUUGUUUCUGCAUCGGCAAGCUUGAAGGGUGUGGUGCUGAAGGCUAGCCAUGUAGCUGAGGCCGCUCUGCUCCUCGCAUCCGAUGAAUCAGCUUAUAUAAGUGGUCAAAACUUGGUCGUUGGCGGCUUCACGGCGGUCCAACCAGUCAUAUAAUUCUGUGUUCUUAAGCGUUUGUAUUAUUAAUC